This is a messenger RNA of Radiomyces spectabilis, 662 nucleotides long. Its product is annotated as 40S ribosomal protein S9. The coding region runs from base 1 to 573 and encodes 190 amino acids. The record is from RefSeq and is a predicted model, not a curated record. NCBI's taxonomy places the organism in Eukaryota, Fungi, Mucoromycota, Mucoromycetes, Mucorales, Radiomycetaceae. Gene Ontology annotation, molecular function: structural constituent of ribosome; rRNA binding. Gene Ontology annotation, biological process: translation; positive regulation of translational fidelity. The transcript is spliced from 2 exons. Gene Ontology annotation, cellular component: cytosolic small ribosomal subunit.
AUGACCGGUGCUUCCAGAAACUACUCCAAGACCUACAAGGUUCCCAAGCGUCCUUUCGAGUCCGCCCGCCUCGAUGCUGAAUUGAAGCUCGUUGGUGAAUACGGUCUCAAGAACAAGAAGGAAGUCUGGCGCGUCGGUUUGACUCUUUCCAAGAUUCGUCGUGCUGCUCGUGAGCUUUUGACCUUGGAUGAAAAGGACCCUCGUCGUCUUUUCGAAGGUAAUGCCUUGAUUCGUCGUCUUGUUCGCAUCGGUGUCUUGGACGAAACCCGCAUGAAGCUCGAUUACGUCUUGGGUCUCAAGAUUGAGGACUUCUUGGAGCGCCGUCUCCAGACUCAAGUCUUCAAGCUCGGUUUGGCCAAGUCUAUCCAUCACGCCCGUGUCUUGAUCCGUCAACGUCACAUCCGCGUUGGUAAGCAGAUUGUCAACGUUCCCUCUUUCAUUGUCCGUUUGGAAUCCCAGAAGCACAUCGAUUUUGCUUUGACCUCUCCCUAUGGUGGCGGUCGUGCCGGUCGUGUUAAGAGAAAGAGAGCCGCUGCUGCUGCCGGUGGCAACGACGAGGAAGAUGAGGAAUAAAUUAGUCUCCCCCUCCCGUCAUCGUCAUUUCUAAAUGCAAUCACACGCCCAACUUGAAAAUAAAAAAAUAAAACACAUCUGCACAUCAU